CGCGGGAAGGGGAGAGAAAGGCAAGCCGGCCGUGCACGCCUCUUCCGCCCUGGGCCCGGAAGGGUGAUGUGGCUGGGGCUUCGCCGGCCUCACUAUGUCUGCCAUUUUCAAUUUUCAGAGUCUGUUGACUGUAAUCUUGCUGCUUAUAUGUACCUGUGCUUAUAUCCGAUCCUUGGCACCCAGCCUCCUGGACAGAAAUAAAACUGGGUUGUUGGGUAUAUUUUGGAAGUGUGCCAGAAUUGGUGAACGGAAGAGUCCUUAUGUUGCAGUAUGCUGUAUCGUGAUGGCCUUCAGCAUCCUUUUCAUACAGUAGUUUGGAAGAAUGCCAGAAUUCUUCAGUUGCCAUCAGAUUUAAAUAUGAUAAAAAAAGGACUAUCUGCCGAAAACAAUGGAAAGAAUGGUUAACCCUUUUAUCUCUGAACAUUGAGUGAGCUACACUUUCAGCUGCUGUUCUCUAUUUUUGUUAUUGGACCAAUGUUCUGUAUAAAUAAUUAGGAUGCAACAUUUAAUACUCAGAAUUUAAAUAUGUCUGUAACAAUCAACCUCAGUACUGUCGCUACAAUAUUACAUUCUGCAUAUGUCAUUCUGUUGUGCCAGAUACCAGUUUUUAGUGAGGUAUCUUUAAGGCACAUAGUAGAAAACAAAAUUGGUAAAUUAUUCAAGUUCCUUUCACUGUGAUUUGGAAAUGAUAAAUCUUUAUAGAAUGAGACCUUUUUUUUUUGGACUAGCUUUUUUAUUGGGGAAAAAAAGGUUCAAUUUGUGUUGGUAAGGAUUGCAUUCAUAUUUAUAAGGAUUGCAUUCAUAUUUAAUAAUGCUGGCUUUUCCUCUGGCCGUAUCAUUUUGAGCAUUAACCAGAGUACCUCUACUCUUAGCAAUCUGUAGUUUAUUACAGGUGUUUAAACUAUUUAAAACAAGCCUAUGUAGUUCUUCAGGAGGAAGAUAAAUGAGAUGUAACUUAAGAGAAAAUGUUAAGACUAUUGAGAAAAUGUUCCUAUUUAACAUAAAAUAAUUCAGAAUAUAUGAGUGGUGUUAUCUCUGAAACCUCUGGUUAAGUAUGGUUAAAUGUCUUAAGCAAAAAUUUGACCAGCUGUCAUUCUCCAAAUAACACUACAUGCUUAGAGUAAAAAGAGCUAAUCAGAACAAUUACCGAACGAUAACCUUGGGUAUGUUUUCCAUUCUUUCUAGUGUUAGGUCUGUACAUUUUAAUUAUCCCAAAAUACAAACUGUGUUUUUGUUUUUUUAAUACAUUGCUCUCAAUCUAGUUUAUGUUUUGUAUAUCAACCUGAACUGGAAUCUUGUUUAACUUAGUGAUGAUAAACAGCUUUCAAAUCUACUUACCAUAUGCCAUGGCAUAAAUGUCUUUGAGCUUUGGUUGAUAAAGGAAAACCUUCAGUAAUUUUCAUCCAGGCAACAGGAAUUUUGGAAAUGUGACUUACAGAUUUUGUAGUAGAGCUGUUAUUUACACAUUGAUGGUUAACAUUUAAGGUUCAACCAAAAUUCAGUUAAAAUUUCAAAACUAAGGAGAGCUUCUUAGCUAAAAAUUGCCUGUUACAGUUAUAAUUAGAUACUAUUGUCAGCUAUUAAUUGCCCUAAAGGUAAGACUAAACCUUUUUUUUUUUAAGAUAAAACUGUUUGUAAUUAUUAUAAAAUGAGCCUGCCAGUAGCUCUUUCUGCACAAAGUACAGAACUAAAAGUCACUUAUUUUUAUGACUACUUUAAGGUGCUUAGUAAGAAUUCUAAGAAACAUCUAAGAAAAUCUUGUUACAUGUUGCUGGUUUUUGGUUGGGUUUUUUUUUUUUUUUAAUGCAAAAGAUGAAAGCUUCUGUAGGCUGUCAGUAUCUUUGGUUAUUGUACAUUUCUGGCUUAUCUAUAGCUGAUUUAAAAUGGUAUAUUUUGCCCUAGACAAGUAAUCAGGUUAUGAUAAUUGUUCCUACCUGCACUGUCUCUUGGGCUUUUGCAUUAGGUCAAGGAUUUUUAGGAUAUCCCUCAAAAUAGAACUCUUAUCAGCAUACAAAGAGUAAGUAACCUUCCUGGGUCUAGUUUCUGAGUGACCAUCUGUUGUCCAACUCUGCUGCCAGCUAGAUUUUCCUAAAGCUAUGUCAACUAACUUUUUUAGUUGUUUACUAACACAAAUCUAAUAUGAAGAGGGCAAGAAUAUUCUAGAUAAUCAGUUCUAGGGUAUCUCUUUAAGUUGGCGUUUCAGAGGAGGUAGGUGGAAAGUAGAGGUAGAAAUAAUUUCUUUGGACAUUUAUUUGUGGCAACAUAUAAGCAUUUUUUUUUACUGUGUGUAGGUGCUGAACAAAGUGGGAAGCAGCUUAUUUCUGACUCCAGACAUUCUGACCUUUUGAAACAUAAGAUCUUUGGGAGGUGGGAAAAAUCACAGGAUCCUGUGGGGGGAAAAGGCAGUCAGCAUAUUCUUUUUUUUUCCAAAGAGUUACCACUGCAUCCUGUUGUCUAACCUAAAGGGCAGAGUAGAUAAGUAGUCCACAGAAUAUUCAGAUACUCCCUUUGUGGUCUCAGCAGGUUGCAGAAGACGAUUAAGGAUCAAUUUAAGCAUCAGAGGCUCUGCCUCUAUCACAUCGUCUUGGUGCAAGGUAGGAUUUGAUGAUGGGCACUAAAAGUCCACAGUUUACUAGAUUUGAAUACUCUCCCUAAUCUCCUUCCCGGCUCCAGAAUCUUGAUUCCAGCUUGCCUGGAAUUUUUGUGUUGAUGUUUAGUUCCUGAUUGGCCUCAGCUGUACCAAUGGCAGGAGCAUGUCUUUUUUCCAGGCAGUCAUAAAAAAAUGUCAGUCAAAAGAACACAUAGUCUGUUGAAUUCCAUCUGUGGCUUAAAAAAGUUUAGAUACAAGUCCAGUAUCCUGUUAAUGCUUAUGCUGCUGUGUCAAGCACUGCUAUCCUGAAUGUUUUUUGCAUCAUCAAAUUCAACAUAGCCCUUUAAUUCUGGGAAAAGUAGUAGUAUGUAAUUUGUAAUAGACACCAUAAUCUUCGUAAAAUGUAGAUCGAUCUAGUCCUAACCUAGGACAAAAUAGAGGUUUGAAUGAAGUAACUUCUGUAUAAGUUCACAAAGUCAAAAAUGAACAGAUCUCUGGCUAGUUUUGUGAAAAACCUAGCACUUGUAAAUAGAAUGUUUAUUUCAGCAUUUUUAAGAGGCAUUAGUAUAAUACUUUCAGUCUAUUAUCAGUGACAAUAUAAAGACAAGUACAGUUUCUUCACUCCAGUGUUUCAUAAUGUAGUGGGUGAGAGAGAAAUGAGGUUAUUUAUAUGAAGUACAAUAUGAUAGCAUUUAUUACCGAGAUAAUACCAGGAUUCUAGAAGAAAAUAAAAAGGUGACAGUUCAAUCAGAGAUAUGAACUUCCUUCCAGAGAAGCAAUGCUUACACUGAAUUUAAGAGCAAUAUGCAGAUGUACCAGGGAUAUAUAUUAUGGACGAUCAGUACCUUGAUUACUGUGAAAGCCACUUGGGAAGUGGAGUUCAGCCGUGAACAACAUAGGUUUGAACUGUGCAGCUCCACUUACAUGUUGGAUUUUUUUCAGUAGUAAAUGCUUUAGUAAUAAACCAUCCCAAGUUGGUUGAAUCUGAGGAUAUGGAACCAUAGUUAGGAAGGGCAGACUGUAGGAUAUGCAUAGAUUUUGGACUGCAUAGAGGGUCAGCACCGCUUAUCCCCUCACUGUUCAAGGGUCAACUACAUUAAGACAUAAGUCGAGAAAGGUGGAGAAAGGUUAGAUCCUAGAGGGUCCUGUAUUUUUCUCAUUACCACCUAUUACCUACCUCAAAAUUGAAGUGGAAUGUGUUUUCUCCUGCCUGACAAAAAAAACUUCAGGAAAAAAAUAAAAUUCCUCCCUUGGUGUAUGUGUAAACAAUUCCUCCCUUGGUAUAUGUGUAUGGCAUAUAUCCAUGCCAACCUUAUUUUGGACCAAGAAUACAGUAGUAUCCUCUUCAGAGACACACGCAUAGCAUAUAAAGUCAAGGUAACUUACAAGUGAGGUCAGGUAUUCUUAGGAACUUUGUAGCUCAUACUCUAUCAAUGCCAAGAGUAGUCAGGAUUAUUAAAGCACAGGUGCACAAUUGAAGGUAGUUGUAAUUUCUACAUUUCUGGGUGCACAGAAAAGAUUUCCAAUCUUUUCAGUCUAAAUAAGGAGAUGUGCUCCUUUCAAAACGUUUGAGAAGAUACUGUAUCACAGGAAAUUGAAAACAAGAAUGAAACAUUCUUACAGACCCCCUUUUUACUUUCUCUGGUAUCUAAUGAGAGUAGAUGAACAAAAGAAGUGGGCUUCCCUGGUGGCUCAGUGAUAAAGAAUCUGCCUGCAAUGCAUUAGACACUGAGUUGGGAAGAUCCCUUAGGGAAGGAAAUGGCAACCCACUCCCACUAUUCUUGCCUGGGAAAUCCCAUGGACAGAGGAGCCUGACGGUGUACAGUCCAUGGGGUCUCAAAAGAGUCAGAAACGACUUAGCGACUAAACAACAACAAAAUUAAUACCCAAGUAAUAGCAUUUUUAAUACUGCACAGCCUUGUUAUUCUCAGUCUGCCUGAGAAUAACUACUGGCUACUAGCUUCUACUACUAUAGAAGUAGUAGAUACUACUAGCUUCCAAAAAUAGCUCAUGAUUAUGCUGUAUAUACAUUGCCUUCCAUGGUUUCCUUUACUUUGCUCUAAACCAGUUCCAAGAUGGUAACCUGACAUGCCACUCCAGUAUUGCAAAAAAGAGGGUAGGUAGAAAUAUGUUUCCUGUGGUUUUGAGAGUACAAAGAAGCAUCCUACUCUCUGCUUAGUGUCCAUGUCUGUGGCGUGUAAUAAAAAUCAAAAUGAACUC
Molecule: messenger RNA, 4810 nt
Organism: Odocoileus virginianus texanus
Lineage: Eukaryota; Metazoa; Chordata; Mammalia; Artiodactyla; Cervidae
Gene: TMEM167A
Product: transmembrane protein 167A
Biological process (GO): intracellular transport; protein secretion
Source: RefSeq, a predicted model, not a curated record